ACAAGCAGUCUCCAGCCUUCACGCAGUGAUUGUUGGAAUAAAGUAGCAGAGAAGUCCGCACAUGCCUCCGCAUCAAGCCUCGGUCCGCGCCCGAAUCAGCUAGCUCCGAACCUUACACAGCAACUGCGUGUCAGCAUCCUCGUCAACCCACAGAACCCCAUCUUCGCCAGGAUCUUGCAUUGUGAGACAGCGUUCCUGGACAGGGAUUGAGGCUGGUAGGUUUGUUUCUCGCAGCAUUUCUCGCAGCGACUGCCGCAUUUGACGCUCCGCCACUUCGUCGGACGUCUUGGGAGCCCGAGUCGGCUGGUUCGAUCUGCGUCUGACAUGCCCGAUUCUCUUAUGUUCGGCUGCCUAGAGGCCCUCUUGAGCUCUCAUGUAGACUUGUAAAGGCAGCUCGCCCCGCGCUGGCAUCUUCACCAUCACAAUGGAGGUCACGCCCGCGAAUGUGGCUCUUGCAGCUGUGCCGGAGUCGAUACUCGCUUUCUACCUUCUCCCAAGCCUCGCCGCAGGAACCACGCUGAUCUCUGUCUUCUUCGCGUCUCUGCUCCUCAAUUUUGCUCUCUAUGGCGCGUACAAGCUCGUCGUCUACCCGUUCUUCUUGAGUCCGCUCCGACACCUGCCGACAGCGAGGGGCUUCAGGCCGCUCGUCGGACACGGGCUCGCCUUGUUUGCAAGGCCGCCCGGCCAGCCUCAUCUCGACAUCAUCAACGCAACGCCCAACGACGGCGUCAUCCGGACCUACGGCUUCUUCCAUACCGACAGGCUCAUCGUCACCAGCCCCGCGGCCAUCGCGGACGUUCUUGUCCACAAGUCGUACGACUUCGAAAAGCCGGCGUGGAUCAGCGACUUCCUGCGGAGGUUUCUGGGCAACGGGCUGGUCAUGCUCGAGGGCGAUGUGCAUCGACACCACCGCAAGCAGAUUAUGCCUGCGUUUUCGUUCCGCCAGAUCAAGGAGCUGUAUCCGGUGUUCUGGUCGAAAGCGAUCGAGUUCUGCGACACAGUCGAGGCCGCGUUGACACACGAAGCGUCCAAAGUCCUCGAAAUAGGCCACUACUCGACGCAGGUCACACUCGAUAUCAUCGGGCUGGCGGGACUUGGCCGCGACAUUGCAUCACUCCGUAGCGGGGAAGACGAGCUCGCCAAGACCUUCGAAGAGGUCCUGGAGCCCACGUCGGAGAAGGCUAUCUACUUCCUAUGCCACUUGCUCUUCCCGCCGCGGCUGAUCGCGAUGCUGCCAUGGAAGCUCAACGAGCGCGUCAAGAUCAUGACCGGGAACCUCAAGCGAAUCUGCACCAACUUCGUCAUCGACCAGAAAGCCAAAACAAAGCUUAACAGUGACGAAAAAAGCCGAGACAUCCUCUCCUUCAUGAUCCGCAGCAACAACUUCUCCGACCAAAGCCUCGUCGACCACCUCCUCACCUUCAUCGCCGCGGGCCACGAAACCACCUCCUCGGCGUUGACAUGGGCGUCGUACCUGCUCUCGACGCACCCGGCGGUGCAAACCCGCCUGCGCGCCGAAAUCCACGCCCACAUCCCCUCGCCCACCGCCCUCUCCUCCCCCACCGCCGACAUCGCCGCCCUGCUGGAAUCUAUGCCCUACCUCAACGCCGUCUGCAACGAGACCCUGCGCCUCUACCCCACCAUCCCCGUCUCCUCGCGCUGCGCCACGCGGCCCACCACCAUAGCCGGCGUGUGCGUGCCCAAAGGCACCCUCGUGUUCCUCGUGCCCUGGGCGAUAAACCGGAGUCCGGCGCUGUGGGGCACGGAUGCAGAGGUGUUCGAGCCCGGGCGCUGGAUCGACGGGGGGCGGGCGACGCUGGGCGGCGGCGCGGAGAGCAACUACGCGUUCCUGACGUUUUUGCACGGGCCGCGGAGUUGCAUUGGCGAGCGGUUUGCAAGGGCCGAGUUGAGGGCGCUGGUCGCGGCGUUUGUGGGCAGGUUUGAGAUGCAGAUGGCGGUGCCGGGGGAGCAGGUGGUGGUCGGCGGGACGAUUACGAGUAAGCCGGUGAAUGGAAUGCGGUUGCGGCUGGAGCGUGUGGAAUGGGGGGAGUGAGUGGGGGGUAGUGGGUGUGUCGACGGUGGUUGCAAAUGAUACUCUGGUUGCGAUUUCAUGUUGCAGAUAGGUAUCUCUGACCGAGACUCAUGGCACGGCAUCUCUCGGUCACCUUGGCAGAGCCGCCAUCCAGACUCCCGAGAAGCUGUGGACAGAAGCGCACUACAGUCUACCUCGGCAGCUGCCAACCGUAUCCCUCAUCUCAUUGUUCCAAUGGCAGGAUAGGUGCAUGGUUGCAGCGCUGACUCGAACACGUUCACAUGUGGUGGGGCUUCCCCGCACUAGAACGGAGC
Boeremia exigua is the source of this 2346-nucleotide messenger RNA. Its product is annotated as cytochrome P450. Lineage: Eukaryota; Fungi; Ascomycota; Dothideomycetes; Pleosporales; Didymellaceae. The coding region runs from base 425 to 2053 and encodes 542 amino acids. Gene Ontology annotation, molecular function: monooxygenase activity; iron ion binding; heme binding. The transcript has a single exon. The record is from RefSeq and is a predicted model, not a curated record.